Chaetura pelagica (chimney swift) is the source of this 1014-nucleotide messenger RNA. It is a transcript of the gene RBFA, whose product is annotated as ribosome binding factor A (putative). The record is from RefSeq and is a predicted model, not a curated record. Gene Ontology annotation, biological process: rRNA processing. NCBI's taxonomy places the organism in Eukaryota, Metazoa, Chordata, Aves, Apodiformes, Apodidae. The coding region runs from base 1 to 1014 and encodes 337 amino acids. The transcript has 7 exons.
AUGGCAAAGGCCAUGACAGAACAAAGUCACUCCUAUGCUACUCCCCAGGACAGGAUGGCACCAGAUGGUAUAGAUCAUUCUGGUGGUUGGGAAGGCAGCCAAGGGGGCAAGAAAGGUCGGAAUCAAACCUUAAAAGGCAAAAGGAAGAAGCUUUGGUACGACAGCCCUAUCCUGGGAUCUAAGAUGAUGUAUAAACCAACUGAAUUUGCCUCUGUAAAGAAAGAUGACCAUACGAAAAUUAGGAAGGAAGAUAACAUGCGCUGCAGAGUCUUGAAUAGUCUUAUUCAUAAAGCUGUGGCAGAGAUGAUGAUGACCUGUGAAGUGAAUGAAGAACUUUUUGAACUCAAGCUGGAAAUCUGCAAGGUGUCCCUGGCAUCAAACUUUUCAGCAUGUCGUGUGUACUGGAAUCCUGCUACUACUAAGGAGAAAGAAAGUUACGUUGAAAGUGUAUUGCAGAGGAGUGCUCCACGUAUACGGUAUCUUCUGAAGAGCCAGCAGAUUCUAGGAAAUGUACCUCCAAUAGUAUUUGUAAAAGACAAAGAAGCUGCAGCAGUAAAAGAGAUUGAGGAAUUAUUGUCAGUUGCUGAUUUUGGGCCUUCAGAAGUGGAAGAAACAUCUCAAAAUUACUCUAGUAAAAUGUUAUCUUCAGCGACCCAAUCUUCAGAUUCACCCAUGCGGUCUAAUCUUUUUGGUAUUGAUCAUGAACUGCUCAAUAAGCAGAUAAUGGACUACAAAAGACUGAAAGUGUCAAGACAUCUAGAAAGCAUUGCCUGGACAGAAGAGCAGGAGCAGCAGCUUUCUAAGAUUCAAAAGAAGAUUAAAAAGAAAAAAAUAAGGAAUCCUGAUGAUGCCACUAGCCCACAGGAAUACUUACUGGACAGAUAUGAAGCUGAUUACUGGGAUGAUAACACUGGAUCAGAUUCAGACUGUGAGCUGGAGGAUGAAUUACAGGAAGAAGUAAACAAAUUGGAGGAGGAUGAUGACAAAGCUAAGAAUACUAAUAAACUGAAAUGA